AAUUAAUCAAAUGCAAGAUAUUGGUGAAAGGGUAAAUUCGUCAAUUGAAGCAAACAUGAGUCGAUAAAAUUGACAGAGUCACAGAUUCUUUUUCUCUCUCUCUUGUUUGCUCUUCGUUGAUCUGUCUGUGUGGGAUUCUUCCUUUAGUCCUCUGUUGAUCUAUCCAAUCGAAUCUUACGAAAUUUUUAGAGUGAAGAUGAGGUCGCUUCAAGCUCCGAUUGUUUGCCCUACUGUUCGUCCUAGACAACUGGGUGUCUCUGCUUCACUUUUCAACUGCUCUGUUUCGAAAACUAAGAGUCUUAGAAACCAAUUCUGGGGUAAUCAGACCAGAAAUGUCAAGUCUCAGGUUGCUGCAGUGAGUCUUCGUCUGCAUAUUCGGAGGUGUAAGAGUAUAAAAUGUCUUUUCAGCUCGCAUUCUGAUGGUACCGGAAGCACAGCAGAGAAUUUCAACGAGAACGAUGAGGAUUAUGUCAAGUCUAGUGUAUUGGAAGCUGUUGAGGUAAAGAGUGGACCUGAUGAUUUCAUGGUGAAGAUGAAGGAUGGGAGGCAACUUCGAUGUGUCCACAAUAAUCCUCAAGGAGGAAAUCUUCCAAAUUAUGCUCCACAUGCUGCAAUUGUGCUGAAAAUGGAAGAUGGAACUGGUCUUCUUCUUCCUAUUAUCGUCUUGGAAAUGCCUAGUGUGUUACUUAUGGCAGCAAUGACUAAUGUUCAAAUAGCAAGACCCACUAUGUAUCAAGUGGUGAAGGAGAUGGUAGACAAAAUGGGUUAUGAGGUUAGGCUUGUUAGAGUUACCACAAGAGUUCACGAGGCAUAUUUCGCAGAGUUAUACCUUUCAAAGGUGGGUGAUAAGUCGGAUUGUGUCAGCUUCGAUCUUCGUCCUUCUGAUGCAAUUAAUAUAGCUGUUAGAUGCAAGGUACCUAUCCAAGUCAACAAGUAUCUAGCUUAUAGUGAUGGAAUGAGAGUCAUUGAUUCCGGAAAGCCAUCAAAGCAAACACCUGCUUCAGAUGGUUUAUUGUUUACUGAACUAGACCGGCCAAAUGGUCAGCCUUGUUUUGAUACUAAAGAGUUUGAUCUAUUAAGGAACAUGAUGCAAGCUGUUGAUGAAGAACGGUAUGAUGAAGCCGCUGAGUGGAGAGACAAGCUUGGCCAGUUUCAGGCAAAACGCAAAUUAAGGAAAUACACAUGACAGCUCGCAGACAAAUACAUAAUUUAUGUAAAUAAUAAAGAAGCCAAUUGCCA
Molecule: messenger RNA, 1239 nt
Organism: Arabidopsis arenosa
Lineage: Eukaryota; Viridiplantae; Streptophyta; Magnoliopsida; Brassicales; Brassicaceae
Source: the annotation of a GenBank genome assembly